Molecule: messenger RNA, 4359 nt
Organism: Eurytemora carolleeae
Lineage: Eukaryota; Metazoa; Arthropoda; Copepoda; Calanoida; Temoridae
Gene: pros
Product: homeobox protein prospero
Exons: 4
Coding region: 88-3450 (1120 amino acids)
Biological process (GO): regulation of transcription by RNA polymerase II
Cellular component (GO): nucleus
Molecular function (GO): RNA polymerase II cis-regulatory region sequence-specific DNA binding; DNA-binding transcription factor activity, RNA polymerase II-specific
Source: RefSeq, a predicted model, not a curated record
GAGGAGGAGGAGAAGGAGGAGCGAGGAUGAAGAAAUCUUCUCCUAUUGGAGGCCUGACCUGGGACCCAACCAACCAGGGAUAAGAAAAUGUUGGUUGAGGAAGAUGGUCAGUGUGUGGCUGACCUCGGAUCUAAAGAUCUGUUGGAAGAAGUGUGUGAGAACUCUAGGUUAGACUCUACACAGCUCAACUCUACACUCAAUCCCAGUUCAACAUAUUCUUCUUCAGUGCAACAACAAUCCAAUACAUUCUUAGAUACUCAACCACAGCAACGACAGUUUUUUCAACAACAAAAACAGCAACAGCAUUCUGCAACUGUUAACAAUCAACAAACAUUUUACAAGAAUAGUUUCUGCUAUCCGGGUAAUAAUUUCUCCGGGUCUCAGUUUCACCAUGAAGGAUCUGAGAAGGGUUUACAUCCAAAUCCUGGUUUAAAUCAAGGUUCAACUUAUUACCAAAACUUCUCCCCCCUCCCCCUCCCUCCUCCUCCCCCCAAUAGUUUCAUAACUCCGCGGACCCAGUUCCAGGGACAUUGGAGAAAUUAUCCAACCCAUCAGGAUAAAAAUAGAUUUUCAAACAACGGAAAUUUUAAUCUCCGCGCUAGAAGGCGAGUAAGACAGAGAGUUGAUGCUGGGGAGCCAAGAAACUCAUAUUCAAGUAUUCCAGGAUUUUCAAACAUGUUUCCUAGGCCUGAUCUUUGUAUGUACAAGGGUACUAUGUACAAGGGGCCUGUGUACAAUCCCCACCUUGGAUAUCCUAGAUUCAGCCAUCUUAAUUUGGUCCAGGAGUCGCAUCUUUUGGCGGCUAGGGGCGGGGGUCGGGCCGGGGCGGGAGAAGUUUGGACGGGAGACGGAAGGAACGGAACUUCAAGCCGCGGGUUCAGCUCCGAGACACCGACAGAUACUAAGAUCAAUCCGAGACCACUCGUUGAGCAACCCUCAAGCAGGACUCACGUACAUACUUUCUCCAGUAGCUUAGAAGCAGUGAGUGAGAAGGAUUUAAGUGAUCAGGGUACCAGUGAAACCACACAGACUAUUCAAUCGGAUAAAAACUUGGCAGAAAAUGCUUUUUUAAUCCGAGACAUUCUCCAGUCUAAGCUUGCAGCAGUAUCAGAGAUGAUGGAGCAUAGUUUGGGAGGAAUGGUUCUCUCAGGACCUAGAGAUUUCUCUCGUCCUACAAUCCCUGGAAUUAACAACAAUGAGUUUAAGGAAAACACCGCCGCCUCCAUCAUGAACCAUAUCUUGAAGGUGAGACAAGAGAUGGCGCUCAAUAUGAGCAAAGAUAGCGACAGCGACAGACACACAGAGUCUCCAAAUCAUAUCAGUGACAGCGAGGACAAGGAUGAACCAAUCAACCUCCAACAGAAUGGUCGGAGCUCUGCAGGUUCAGGUUCAGACGGAGAAACUUCUCCUGCUUCUCCAUCCUCAGAACACUCUGCAGGAUCAGCUAAGGAUCAAAAAGCCUCAAGGUUAGAAAACAUUGUUGGAGGAUUGGCUCGGUCCUCUCCCCUCCCUCCCCAGGGGUGUAAAAAGAGGAAGUUAUAUCAACCUAUACAACAUGAGAGUAUGGAGGAUGAUGAGGGUAGAGAAGAGGAGAGAGAAGAGAAGGAUGGAGAGGAACCUGAUCUAAAGAAGAGAAGGGACGGGUUGGAGACACAGCUCCGAACCAUGCAGGAUCUGGUGAAGAUGCAGCACAAGUUUAUCUCCAACAACGACGAGAACGCAGACCCGGAGGAGAAGGACGGAGAACUCCACAUUGAUCUCUCUAGGGAGGAGAAAAGGUUUUCUCACAUGGAUGAGAUUACAAUUGAAAAGAAAAUAAAUCCCAAAUCAUUCUCCGGGUUUGGGCAUCCCUUGUUAAAUGGAUCAGUAGACCCCCUCCCCCUGCCCCCCACCAGUAUGAACGCCAACUAUAUGGAUCUUGCAAAGAGAUUUCUUCAAGAACAACAAGAUAAGAUUACUAAGGACAUGAUAACGAAAGAUAUUGUUCACAGUACAAUUGGUCGGAAUGAAAUUGCUGACAAAUUGGCUGCUAUUUCUCCAGAAUUGGAAGGACUGGCGGAUAUACUUAAAUCAGAAAUAACAACCUCUCUCACCAUUAUUGUGGACUCUAUUGUUCAGAGGUUUCUCACAGCUAAGAGGCAACCUCUGGGUAAGUUCUCCGAUGACUCCGUAAACCAGGACAGGAUGAAAACUCCUAGUGGACGAGCUCCUCAGGUCAGAGACAGAGCAACACCUAGAACCGUCUCCAACCCUCUCUCCAUGGCGAACCCAACCAUGUUCUCUAACACCAUGAACACCAACAACCAGCUUCCCAUCUCCCGUCCCUCCCUGCUCCCCUAUGGAGCUGAUAAGCCUCUGAUGAGCUCACUGUACAACUCCCACCUCCAGCAGAGUGAUGAGGAGAGGGAGGAUGAGGAGCAAGAUGAUGCACUUAAUCUUGUGGUUACGCCGAAGAAGAAAAGGCACAAGGUGACUGAUACAAGGAUUACUCCUAGAACAGUUUCCAGACUACUAGCUGAUCAACCCAUAACAAGUAUUGAACAAUUACAAAAACAUUUUAAUCCCAAUCAUCACUUUGUUCCUCAUGGAUUCCCUAAACAUCUUGCUGACCUACCCCGCCCUCCAUUCCCAGGACUCACUCACUCCCUUCUCCCUCAUAUCCCCACCUCCCUCGCCCCUGACUUCCCUUUCCACCCCUUUCCCUUCCACCCUCACCUGAACCGCCCUAGGGACUUGAGCCCGCCCCAUGAAAGGGCUAGAUCCGCCUCCCCUCCCAGAGAUACCCGCCCUCCCCCUCCUCUACUCCACCCCUCGAUGCUGGCAACCCACUCCCCUGAUAUGAACUUGAAGGGCGGGGAUGAGAGGAGUAUAUCUAGGAGUAGUUCUGAUGAUCUAAGAUUUGAUACUCCAGGAAAUACAGGAUUCAGCCUUGCUUCUAUGUCAGGUGGGUACUCAAUGUGUGACCUGCAGAACUCCACGUUGACCCCAAUGCACCUGAGAAAGGCGAAGUUGAUGUUCUUCUGGGUGAGAUAUCCCAGCUCCGCCAUCUUGAAGAUGUAUUUCCCUGACAUCAAGUUUAAUAAGAACAAUACAGCCCAGCUCGUUAAAUGGUUCUCUAACUUCAGGGAGUUCUACUACAUCCAGAUGGAGAAGUACGCUAGGCAGGCCUUGAGCGAGGGCGUGAAGAACUCCGAGGAGAUCCGAGUAUCCGGGGACAGUGAGCUCUACAGGGUUCUUAACCUUCAUUACAAUAGGAACAACCAUAUUGAGGUUCCUGAUCAUUUUCUGCCUGUUGUUGAGGCAACCUUGAGAGAAUUUUUCAUCUCUAUUCGCGGCGGCCGGGACGGAGAACCAUCUUGGAAAAAACAAAUUUACAAAAUAAUUGCUCGAUACGACGAACCCAUCCCAGAUUAUUUCAAAACCCAAGACUUUUUGCAGCAGCUAGAGUAGACUAUGGUCGCCUCUAAAAUCCAGUUUUUUUGCCAGUUUGAAGACCUGUUUUUGUCGCAAAAACAUAUCCGUGCAAAUGUAAAUAGUGUUGGCACCCUGAAACUUAGAUACCUACCUGUCAGAGCUUACAUCAAAGUUAAUGUGCGCGUCCCAUAUGUAUGUGCUCGUUUUUCUGAACCCCAUUUGGGUUAUUAGUUUGUAUGUUUUGAGUGCCUUUUUAAACCUUUUUUUGCAUCCUGUGAUACCAAAUUUGAAGGGUAAAAUGUUUGAAAUAUUUUAAACGCUUUUUUUAACUUUCAAAUAUAUUACAUAUAUUAUAGUCGUUUUCUGAAUGUGUAAAUAUUAUUAAGUGUACAAAGUGUCUGAUUCUACCAAAGAUUGUAAAUAAGUUUUUUAAUUAAAUUAGAGCCAAAGACCAGUUUUUGUAUAAAAAAUCUAUUUAGCACAGUUUCGUGCACGAUAGGUAGUUAAGUCAUUUUUCACUGAUCUCUAGAAUUUGCAACUUUGCGAAUUUUUUGGAUAUUUUUCGCACAUUUUCUCUAUCUCUCUCUCUCUCUUGAAGAAUCUAGGUGAGUUUACCCUAGUCCACCAUACAACAGCAUUCCAAAUAUUUAUUUUCUUUUUUUAAUUAAUUUAAUUUUUGCAUUUUUAUUCUUUUUUUUUUAGGAUUCCUUACAAAUCCAUUCCCUUAAAUAGUCCCCUAACCCAAUGCAUUUAGUCAAAUUUUUCAAAAGAAAAAAUUUUGAAAAUUUUGCGCAUUUUGUUAAAUUGUGAUUUCUCUUAGAUAACCCAGUAUAUAAAGUUUAGUAAAUCAGGGGGAUAUAAAUUAUUUAUUAUUCCCCGGAUUCUAGACUUGCAUACUUUAUAUGUAUUUCAUGUAGAACAUUUAUAAAUAAACUAUAGAAUUCA